Molecule: messenger RNA, 546 nt
Organism: Aspergillus luchuensis
Lineage: Eukaryota; Fungi; Ascomycota; Eurotiomycetes; Eurotiales; Aspergillaceae
Gene: TRX2
Product: thioredoxin family protein
Exons: 3
Coding region: 1-546 (181 amino acids)
Source: RefSeq, a predicted model, not a curated record
AUGUCUGCUGUUAGCCUGACAAAUCAAUCGCGCCUUCGUCUUUCUCGAGGUGUCUCUUGUUUUAAACCAUCCACUCUGGCCUCCCGACGCCUUCUCUCUUCCUCCUCCACUAGAUUCUCUAUCCAGUCUUCCACUAGAACCGCAGUAGCGCCCUCUUUCCUCCGUUCAACUCCGUUUAUCCACAGCCGUCGCGCUUUCUCUCACACAUCCUCCAACAUGUCUCACAACGUUGUCGACAUCAAGUCUAAGGCCGAAUUCACCGAGAAGGUCCUUGGCGAGUCCACCGGCCCCGUCGUCGUUGACUGCUUCGCUACCUGGUGCGGUCCUUGCAAGGCCAUCUCCCCCAAGGUCGAGCAGUUCAGCAACGAGUACCCCAACGCCAAGUUCUACAAGAUCGACGUCGACGAACUGUCCGAGGUCGCUGCCGAGCUCGGUAUCCGUGCCAUGCCCACUUUCCUUCUCUUCAAGAACGGCCAGAAGUUCGACGACCUCACCGGUGCCAACCCCAAGGGUCUGGAGGAGAAGAUCAAGGCUCUGCUUGCAUAA